Messenger RNA from Sphaeroforma arctica JP610, 1828 nucleotides. Its product is annotated as dTDP-glucose 4,6-dehydratase. Lineage: Eukaryota; Ichthyosporea; Ichthyophonida. Gene Ontology annotation, biological process: nucleotide-sugar metabolic process. Gene Ontology annotation, molecular function: dTDP-glucose 4,6-dehydratase activity. The record is from RefSeq and is a predicted model, not a curated record. Bases 353 to 1405 code for a protein of 350 amino acids. The transcript is spliced from 6 exons.
UCUAAUUUUUGGUCAUUGAUUGUGUGAGCUGGGGUUUCCCACAAGCAAAUGCAUUGUCGUCCUGGUGACCUACUUCUACUAGAGUAGUAGAGAGUGACGGAAAGAGUGGACUGUUGAGGCUGUUCCUGACUGGCGCUGCUGAGGGUAUCUGUAUUUAACUAGCCACUACUAAAUACUACUACUACCAGAAAGAAAAAGCAGUUCAUAAACCAUUUAACUUUGUACUUUGUCAGUUGUCAAAGGCAAAGGUUGUUAUCUCACCAAAACCCACACACACUCACUCACUCACUCUAGAAAUAUAAAAGUCAAGAGCACUAAACCUAUUGCAAGUGAUUAGCUUACCGUUGCCAUCAUGCUGGGAGACUUGGAAUAUACACCGAAGAACAUCUUCCUGACGGGUGGUGCAGGUUUUAUCGGCAGUCAUGUAGUCGAGUACAUGGUAAACAAGUACCCGGACUAUCAGAUCAUCUGCUUCGACUGCCUCGACUAUUGCGCCAGCACCAAAAACUUCGACGCCGUCAAGGACAACCCCAAUUUCGUGUUCGUCAAAGGAGACAUCCGCAAUGAGGAAUUGGUGACGCACGUCUUCAAGACGUACAAUGUCGACACAGUCAUGAACUUUGCCGCGCAGAGCCAUGUGGAUAUGUCGUUUGGAAACUCUAUUGAGUUCACGAAGGUCAACGUAGUAGGCACCCACGUGCUGCUAGAGUGUGCGCGUGUGCACAAGAUCAAGCGCUUCAUACACGUCUCCACGGAUGAGGUGUACGGAGAAGUGACCACCAAGAACGGUGUGGAGGAAUCACACACCCUAGACCCUACCAACCCGUACUCGAGCUCCAAGGCGGCGGCGGAGCUGAUUAUCAAGGCGUAUAUCAAGUCAUUCAACAUGCCUAUUAUUAUCACACGAGGCAACAACGUGUACGGAAAUGCGCAGUAUCCCGAGAAGGUCAUUCCUAAGUUCAUCCUGCGCUUGCUCAGUGGCCGCAAGUGCUGUCUACACGGAGACGGUUCCGCCAAGCGUACCUACAUCCACGUACGUGACGUGUGUACCGGUUUUGAUACCGUUUUACACAAGGGUCAGCUCCACGAGAUAUACAACAUCGGCACAGACGAGGACAUCUCUAUGUUGCAGCUGGCAGAGGCGCUGGUGCGGCUUACGAACAGUCGCAAGGCUGGGAGUGAGGGAGAGUUGAUUGAGUGUGUGGUGGAUCGCGCCUUCAAUGAUUGCCGAUACUUCAUCAAUUCGCAGAAACUCAUUGACCUCGGUUGGAAGCCGGUGGUGGACUUUGAGAAGGGUUUGGCAGAGACUAUCGAAUGGUACCGGAACUUGGACCCCGCCUACUGGCCCGAGUUCUCUCAUGCCCUCGAGGCCCACCCCCCGAUUGUCAAGGUGCAGGACUACUAGGACAGAUGUAGUUGGGACCGGGUAGCGUGACUGUGGGGAUGAUGGGUGCACUCAGGAUGUAGUGUAGUGCAGUAUGCCGGUGAGGUUGUACUGUGAUAGGGGGCCUAUAAGGAUAGAUGACUUGGUGUGGGUGUACUAUUUGGGCUUGUGGGUGGGUCAAAUAGGACUUGAUACUACUGGCCCUAUGCCUAUGAUUCAUCGAAUGGUGGAGAAACUUUGGAAGAGACAUAGCAGAUAUUAUAACAUGCAUGCAUCAAUAUAUCCGGCUCGGAGGAUGUGAGAAAUGGACAGGGCUCGAUUGCACCUCUAGUUUGUAGUGCAGCCAGUCGUACUAAUUAUCAGUUAAUCAAGUUAAUGGACCAGCAGAGUAAUUGCAGUUCAAAUUUAUAUUUAAAUAAAACCUACCAAUGGGAUAUGAUGGGA